Messenger RNA from Anolis sagrei ordinatus, 7452 nucleotides. RefSeq names its product DOP1 leucine zipper like protein B (gene DOP1B). Gene Ontology annotation, cellular component: trans-Golgi network; endosome. Gene Ontology annotation, biological process: Golgi to endosome transport. Lineage: Eukaryota; Metazoa; Chordata; Lepidosauria; Squamata; Anolidae. The record is from RefSeq and is a predicted model, not a curated record.
CCCCCUCCUGCGCCUGGAAGUGGUACGUCCCCAUCUGUCUGCCGGAGGGAGGAUCGGGGAGCUGUUCCAUCCUCCGCUUCCUCCUCCCUCCCCUCCAGGGUUCUGCUUGGGACCCUCCCAGCCCGGGACACGUCGCCGCAGCAGCAGCAGGAGGAGAAGCAGCAGAAGCAACAGUCAGGAGGAGGAGGAGGAGGAGGAGGAGGAGGCUGCUUCUGCAUUGCCUUCCCGCCUGGAAGGAGCAGCCCCGAGAUCCGCCUUCACCUUUUUCUUCAGGUGUUUCCCAAGAAGGUUUGGGCAAUGAAAAAUUAAAAUGGACCCAGAGGAACAGGAACUGCAUGGUGAUUAUCGAUACAGAAAUUAUUCUUCAGCAAUUGACAAAGCUUUGAGGAACUUUGAAUCUUCAAGUGAAUGGGCAGAUCUUAUAUCUUCUCUUGGUAAACUUAACAAGGCUCUUCAAAGUAAUUUGAAAUAUUCCCUUUUACCAAGACGCCUGAUUAUCAGCAAAAGAUUGUCUCAGUGUUUACAUCCAGCUUUACCUAGUGGAGUGCAUCUAAAAGCACUAGAAACUUACGAAAUAAUAUUUAAAAUCAUUGGAACCAAAUGGCUUGCAAAGGACUUGUUUCUAUACAGCUCAGGCCUGUUCCCCUUGCUUGCAAAUGCAGCAAUGUCAGUAAGGCCUGUUCUUCUUGGUCUAUAUGAGAAGUAUUUUAUCCCACUUCAGAAGUCCCUGCUGCCAAGUCUCCAAGCCUUCUUAAUUGGGCUUCUGCCUGGACUAGAGGAAGGGUCAGAAAUCUAUGAGAGAACAGAUGCUUUGCUUGUGAAAUUAUCCCUAGUAAUUGGCAAAGAAGUGUUUUAUUCAGCACUAUGGGGGAGUGUACUCGUUAGCCCUUCCAUAAGGUUACCUGCCUCCCUUUUUGUGGUUAGUCAUAUCAACAGAGAAUUAUCUGGAAAGCAGCAAAAUUAUAUGCUGGGCACUGAUGGGAAACUCACGGUCAAAGCUUUCUGUGUGUCGAUGCUGGAUUCAAAUGUUCUUGUACAAAGAAACAUUUUGGAGGUGGUCCUCUUCUUCUUCCCAUUUUAUUCAUCUCUGGAUCCCAAUGAAAGUGCCAUUCCACUAUCUAGAGCUGACCUAGUCCAUCUUCUCUCAGCAGCUGCUCAAACUCUCCUAAGAAGGGAUAUGUCCUUAAACAGAAGGUUAUAUGCAUGGUUACUAGGUUCCGAUAUCAAAGGAGGUACUGUUGUACUGGAUUCAUCUAUUUCCAUGUCUGAAGAAGACCAUGCCCUCUAUUUCUUUGGAAAAUAUUCCAAAGAUCUUUUAGUUGAGGGACUGAUUGAAAUCCUGCACCAGAAAUCUACAGAAUCAGAUUUGGAUGAACAACAUAAUGCCUAUUUGAAACCAUUCCGCAUUCUCGUCAGCUUACUUGACAAACCGGAAAUAGGGCCGCCGGUUGUUGCUGAUUUGUUUCUUGAAGUGAUCAGAGCAUUCUAUGGCUAUUGCAAAGAGACUCUGGGCUCUGAUCUUAAGCUCAGCUACAACCAAGCUGGCAAUGUUCUUAUAAGUGCUAUAAGAGAAAACAAGAAUGCAUCCGAAAUUGUUAAAACAGUUAACCUGUUGAUCACAUCCUUAAGCACAGAUUUUCUUUGGGAUUAUAUGACAAGAUGUUUUGAAGAUUGUUUCAGAAGUACAUCAGUGCAGACACAGCUUCACACUAAGCAUAUAGUCACGCUUGCAACAGUUUCAGAACUCUGCACACUGCUGGUAUUCCUUCUAGAUGUGAUACCAUUGGAACUUUACUCUGAAGUGCAGUCUCUGUAUCUGCCACAGAUGCUCAGCUGUAUUUUGCAAUCACUCCUUGAAAACAUGGAAACUCUAAGUUUACCAGAACUCACUCAUGCCUUAAGGACAUCUUUCAAAGUGCUUAGCAAAGUCCAGAUGCCUCCUGCCUAUCUAGGUACUGAAACAGGAAGCUCAGACACUAGCCCUGCAAAAGAAGAAAACCAGGAACUGACUUUAGAAUCCAAAGUUCUUCAGAAUGAGCCAGACACUCCUUUUCCUCCACUCAAGUCUGAAGACAGUGGCAUUGCUCUUAGUGCUUCGUCGCCCGAACUGUCACUGCACCUGAGAAUGCCUAGAAUAGUCCCUGAGAAAGAUGAUGUCUGGAAGAAAGGUGGCAGCAUGCAGAAGGCCUUGCAUUGUAUCCAAGAGUUGGUUGCAAAGUUUGCCAGUAAAUACAUAUUUGCAAUUGAUUUGCAAUAUUCCAGUAAUGGGAAUAUUCCUGCAAUACCUGUAGGGCACGAGGAGAACAAAGGAAGGCACCGCCAACUCUCUGGAAAUAAUGGCAAGAAAAGACGCUCAUGGGACUCCAAGCAAAUCACUGUGCCUCAGUUUAAGCAGAUGCUGUCAGACUUAUUCACUGCCCGAGGAUCACCAUUUAAGCAGAAAGGUCUGGACCCUCCUUCUCCUUCCGAUGACCAUGAUAGGCAGAGGGUGAAAGAGGAAGAAGAAUGGGACAUCGACCAGGUUAUGCUUGACUUGGGAGACAUAAAAGAGGACUGCAGAGAAGCAUUUGCAGCUGUAUGCUACCUCUUAUUGGAUUGUACUACAUUCCCAGUCUAUCUUUCUGAAGAAGAAACUGAGCAGCUCUAUUUGACUCUUUUUCAAGUGCCUGGAGGUUGUGAAUCCAGUUUCCCCAUGUGGCUCAAAUCCUUGAUGACAAUAUGUUGCUGUGUCAAUGACUGCUACAUUCAAAAUGUGGCCAUCUCUGUCCUGCUAGAAAUAAUCAACCAUUCCCAGUCAUUGGCACUGGUUAUUGAAGACCGAAUGAAACGGUAUAAAAUUCCUGGGCAAAAUCCCUUCUUUGGAAGAUUGCAGAUGGUCACAGUUCCUCCUAUUGCCCCUGGAGUUCUGAAGCUAAUUUCAGAAAAAACUGAGUUCUAUCAGAGAGUUGCCCAGGUGCUUUGGGAUCAGCUAAACAAUGAGAAAAGAGAGCAUCACAACACUUGUGUGGAGCUGUUCUACCGUUUACAUUGUCUAGCUCCCUCAGCUAAUAUUUGCGAAGACAUCAUUUGUCAUGCCUUAUUGGAUCAUGAUAAAGGAACAAGGUUGGAGGCACUCUUCCGGUUUUCUAUCAUGUGGCAUUUGACUAGAGAAAUCCAAGGGAGCAGGGUGACAUCCCACAAUCGAUCUUUUGACAGGUCUCUAUUUGUUGUACUUGAUAGUCUUAAUUGUUCAGAUGGUGCAAUUGGUGCUGCAGCACAGGGCUGGUUGAUUCGAGCCUUGUCACUUAAUGAUGUUGCACGGAUUCUUGAGCCUGUUCUUCUGCUUUUGCUUCAUCCCAAGACACAGCGCACUUCAAUCCACUGCAUCAAACAGAAGAACUCAGCAGAAGACAUGAAUCUCUGGUAUAAGAAGAAAAAAACCUCCUUCUUGGAGUCCUUGGGUGCUUCUGGACUACAUGAAAGCAGUUCUGAGGAAAGUUUGCCAUUGAGCCAGUUUACAACAGUGGACAGGGAAGCUAUAUGGGCUGAAGUUGAAAAAGAUCCAGAGAAAUGUUUGCUUAAUAAUCUUUCUCAGUGUGCAGAAGCUGAACAAGACCUGGACGAGGAGGAUAACAGUGAGCAUACAGAGUCUGCUGACACUAGUACUGGGCCAGUUGACAGUGAUAAUACAUCAUCAUUUUCUCCUUCUUUGGACCAGCAAGAUAUGAGCAGUGAAGAUACCCACAGUGCCUCAACUGAUGGCAAAGAAAUCUUGAAACAUGUUGGUUCAUCUAAUAUUUAUCCUCCUGACAGUUCCAAAUCCAGUACCAUGCUGAACCUGGUGCGCGCAGAUUCUGAAAAAACACAAGCAUCAGAAUCCCUCUCAAGUGAUGAGGAGAUAGAUGUAGAGCUCCAAGCACUUACUACAUCUAGGUUGCUAAAACAGCAGAAGGAGAAGCAGGAGAUAGUUGAGGCUCUAUUCAAGCAUGUUCUCUUGUACCUGCAGCCGUAUGAUUCCAAAAGGGUCCUAUAUGCUUUUUCUGUACUUGAGGCUGUGCUCAAAACAAAUCCUCGAGAGUUUAUUGAAGCUGUGGCCACUACUAGCAUGGACACCAGCUCAACAGCUCAUCUGAAUCUCAUCUACAAUCUUCUAGCUCGCCAUCAGGAAGCUCUUGUGGGGCAGAGUUUCUAUGGAAAGCUUCAGACUCAGUCACCAACCGUGUGUCCCCAUUCAUUGUUAAUAGAAUUGCUGACAUACCUCUGUCUGAGUUUCCUGCGUUCUUAUUAUCCUUCUUACUUAAAGGUGAUGCACAAAGAUAUACUUGGUAAUAGGGAUGUCCAAGUUAAAAGUGUUGAAGUCUUGAUCAGGAUGAUGACACAGCUGGCAGCAAUGGCUAAAUCAACAGAGGGCAAAAACAUAGAAUUUAUUCGCCACUUGCUUGGAAGAUGCAAAAUUCAAGAGUUUGUCCUUCUUUCCUUGUCUGCUUCUAUGUAUGUUAGUCAGAAAUGCUACGAACAUGUAAUGACUAAUAAGACUAAUGGCUGCAAUGAUAUCUGUGUCCUUGAAGAGAGCCUCAUCAAUUUUGGUCGUGAUCAGAUUUGGAGUGAGCACCCUUUACAAAUUGAGCUUCUUAAGCUCCUGCAAGUGUUGAUAGUCUUGGAGCACCACCUGGGGCAGACUCAGGAGGAACUUGAGAACCAGCCAGGUCUAUCGAAGGAAUGGCAGAAAGUUAUGAAUUUUCAGGAGGCAAUUAGUGCCAUGCAGUAUGUGCAUCCACACCCUAUAACCUCUCAAGGAUUAUUUGUGUCUGCUGUUGUUCGAGGCUUACAACCAGAGUAUGGUUAUGGCAUGCAUCCAGCAUGGGUGGCCUUGGUUGCAUACUCUUUGCCCUACUUUGGAAAGUCUUUAGGAUGGACAGUGGCACCAUUUAUUGUACAGAUAUGCAAGAACCUGGAUGAACUUGUCAAACAGUAUGAGCAUGAAACUCAAAAGAUGUCAUCCAAAGUGUCUGUAAGCAUGCAUUGUAAAAGGGAGAACAUUACACCAGAUUAUCCUCUAACUCUUUUGGAAGGUUUAACUACUAUUGGUCAUUUUUGCCUUUUGGAUCAACCAAACCAAAUAAAAAAGUCAUCUCUGAGUGCUGACCCAACAAGCCUAAGAAAUGCCAGGAAUGCCAUUCUGGAAGAGCUUCCCUGCAUCAUUAAUACCAUGGCUCUCCUUUGGAAUGUCAUAAAAAAAGAAGAAUCCCAAAAAAGACCAGCAGACUUUCUUGGAACAAAAGGAUCUUCGUCAGUUUACUUUAAGGCUACUAAAACAUUAAAAAAUAAAAUCCUGGACUUCUUGAACCCACUAACUGGACACCUUGGAGUGCAGCUUGUAGCUGCAGUGGCAGCAGUGUGGAACAGCAAAAAAUCUCAUAAGCAUCACAACAAAACAAAGAUUCCUCCUGUUGCGAGUUCAUCUCAGAUUGUACUCCUUGAUCUGGUUUGUGCACUUAAUACUCUGAAGACUGAUAAUAUAUUGCAGCUAAUUAAAGAAGUUGUCAAGAAGCCACCCCAGAUUAAAGGGGAAGAGAAGGCUACCCUAGUGGAUAUCCCAGUGCUCCAGUUCUGCUAUGCUUUCAUACAAAGACUUCCUAUCUCAGCCUUGCAAGAAAACUUCCAAUCAUUAUUGAUAGUGUUGAAGGAAUCUGUGCAAUUGAAUUUGGCACCACCUGGAUAUUUCCUGCUCCUCAGCACCCUGAAUGAUUUUGUGACUAGAACGCCAAACCAAGAAAAUAAGAAGGAUCAGAAAGACCUGCAGGAAGUAACACAGAAAAUAUUGGAAGCUGUGGGAAAUGUUGCUGGUUCCUCCUUAGAACAAACUAGUUGGCUGAGCAGGAACCUGGAGGUGAAAGCCCAGCCUCAGGUCACUUUAGAGGAAUUCAAUGUUGAAGAUGAUUUGUGUGAUACUUCAGCAAUACCUUCUUCAAUGGUUUCUGCCUCUGCCCCAUCAGUCUACAGCGUUCAAGCCCUCUCUCUCCUUGCAGAGGUUCUUGCUUCUCUCCUGGAUAUGGUUUAUCGAAGUGAUGAAAAAGAGAAAGCAGUGCCUUUAAUCUCACGUUUGCUGUAUUAUGUGUUUCCUUACUUACGCAAUCACAGUGCCUACAACCUUCCAAGCUUCCGUGCUAGCACUCAGUUGCUCAGUUCCCUAAGUGGCUAUGCCUAUACCAAACGGGCAUGGAAGAAAGAUGUUCUGGAGCUGUUUAUGGACCCAGCUUUUUUCCAGAUGGACACUUCCUGCAUUCACUGGCGAGCCAUUAUUGAUCAUCUUCUUACACAUGAGAAAACUAUGUUUAAAGAUUUGAUGAAUAUGCAGAGCAGCUCCUUAAAACUUUUUCCAAGUUUUGAACAAAAAGCAAUGUUAUUAAAGCGUCAGGCUUUUGCCAUUUUCAGUGGAGAAAUUGAUCAAUAUCAUCUUUACCUACCCUUAAUACAAGAGCGAUUGACGGACAACUUGCGUGUUGGACAAACUUCCAUAGUAGCUACACAAAUGUUCCUAUUUUUCAGGGUUCUGUUGCUAAGAAUUUCUCCUCAACAUCUAACUUCAUUAUGGCCAAUCAUGGUGACAGAACUGAUUCAAACAUUUAUACAACUAGAAGAAGAGUUAGCUGAGGAAGAAGAACCAGCAAAAAACAAUAGCAAAAUUAGCAAACAGAAAGUAUCAUCCGAUGGCAGCAGUCUCUUGCUUGGCGACAUACAGCAGAAUGAACUGAACUUGUAUUUAUCAGCUUGUAAAUUCUUGGACACUGCACUUUCUUUCCCACCUGACAAGAUGCAGUUAUUUCAAAUGUAUAGGUGGGCAUUUGUCCCAGAGGUCGAUGCACAGGCAUAUAGCAUGUCCUCAGAUCUAAUGGAAAAUCACCAAGAAUGCAAACCACAUACUGUUAGAAUUAUGGAUUUAUUAAAGUUGAAAUAUGGGGAACAAAAUACCAAUGAGAGAAAAACAAAACACCACAGCUUCCCUCUUUUGGAUCUUCAUUCCAUAUCAAAUAUCACACAGCUAAUGCCAUUCUUCAAGAUACUAAGCUGUGCUUUUAAAACAGAGAGCAAUAAACCACACAGCGUAAAUAACUCAAAGUCUCGCAGAAUGGACUAUCCUUUUGGCAGUGGCACAAGGACCUUGAGAUUAUUAGAAGAGUGUGUGGAACGUGAUUUUAUAGAAAAUAUGGAAAAUUAAACUUUAAAUAGAGUUCCAUUAUAUGAAGUUGUAGUUAUCAUACAAUUGCUUUACUGAAAGGCUGUAAAUGCAAAAAUGAAAUGUUUUAAAGUUUAAAGUUUAUCUCAUUUUGUGAUUGUUUUUCCUUCCGAUGUGUUCUACAGCUGUUCUGUGGAUUAUUGACUUGUUGCUCUCAUAUUUGUGGGAACAAGUUGGAAUAAUUUAUGCAUUUCUUAAAAUAAAGGGUUUUUUUUUUACUUUGAAAGAAAAACAAA